Linderina pennispora is the source of this 1856-nucleotide messenger RNA. Its product is annotated as riboflavin synthase domain-like protein. The coding region runs from base 92 to 1621 and encodes 509 amino acids. NCBI's taxonomy places the organism in Eukaryota, Fungi, Kickxellomycota, Kickxellomycetes, Kickxellales, Kickxellaceae. The record is from RefSeq and is a predicted model, not a curated record. Gene Ontology annotation, molecular function: FMN binding; flavin adenine dinucleotide binding; sulfite reductase (NADPH) activity. Gene Ontology annotation, cellular component: cytosol. The transcript has a single exon.
CUGAGGCUGCUGAGGCUGCGGCGGUUAGUGUGGCCAGCUUCACCCAGCUCACCGGGUUUGUGGCAGCGGUCUCUGCAGCAGGCUCCGGCCAAUGCGGCGGCGGCAGUGGCGGCAGCCUUUGCAAAGUUCGCCCAGACAUUCGGACGCACGUACCAGAGCUUCGAGUAUACAGGGCAGCGCCAGCGCUUCGACAGUCGUUGUGGCCAUCGGCAAGCACGGCCAGCACAGUGCAGGCGGCACUGCCAGCGCUGGUCAAGGAGGCCGACAUCGGUCUGCUGACGGUACGUGCGCUGCGGCCGUGGGACGCACAGGUGCUGUUUGCACAGCUCCCCCAGACGGCAGCGCGCGUGGUAGUGCUGCGCGACGCGCAGGACGACAUCUCCCCCGACGCGCUGUUCUCGGAUAUUGCGACCGGCGCGUUCCUUGCGCGUCCGCGGCGCCGGUGCGAGCCACCAGCGUGAACGUCUACGGCAAGGCGUCGGCCGAUGUCAUCGCCACAGUGCGUGAGGCGCUUGGCCUCGAGCCGCUGGCUGUAGCGGAGACGGAGGCGGAGGUGGUUUCAGCUGAGGAAGCGGCGGCUCCAGCCGAGGCUGGCGAGGUGUCGCUGGCGGACACUGAGCCGCAGGCGUACGUGGACAGCCCGCUGGCGAUUGCGCAGCGGCUGGCGUUCCCCGAGGCGUUUGCAACGGCGGUGACUGCGCGGCCGGGCGAGAAGACGUUCACGGUGAAGGUGUCGUCCAAGUACCGCAUGACACCCGACUCGUACGACCGCAACAUCAUCCACAUUGAGUUCGACGCGCGCGGCACCGGGCUGACGUACGAGAUCGGCGAUGCGCUGGGUGUGUUUGGCUACAACGACGCAUCGCAGGUGAGCGAUUUCUGCGCGCAGUACGGGCUGGACCAGUCGCAGUACGUGACGGCGCUGAAGGACGGGCAGAGCCAGACGCGGUCGGUCCACUCGUGGCUGACGCACGCGCUGGAUCUGUUUGGCCGGCCCAGCAAGAAGUUCUACGCGGCACUGGCCGACUUUGCCACCGACACUGCGCAGGCCGACAAGCUGCGCUGGCUGACCACCAGCGAGGGAGCGGUGGAGUUCAAGGACCGCGUGGCCGACACCGUGACGUACGCCGAUCUGCUGCUGGAGUUUGGCUCAGCGCGGCCGUCGAUCCUGCAUCUGGUGGACAUGAUCCCAGCAAUCAAGCCGCGCCACUACUCGAUUGCAUCGUCGGCCAAGAUGCAUCCCGGAUACGUCCACCUGUGUGUGGUCAUUGUCGAGUGGAAGAACAGCCGCGGUCAGCUGCGCACCGGCCAGUGCACGCGCUUCCUCGAUGCGCUGGAGAUUGGCACUCCGGUUGUUGUGUCAGUCAAGCCGUCGGUGAUGAAGCUGCCGCCGUUGGACUCACAGCCGGUCAUCAUGGCUGGUCUGGGCACCGGCAUGGCGCCGUUCCGAGCCUUCAUUGAGGAGCGCGCGGUGCGUGCUGCGCAGGGCCAUGCUGUAGGCCCGAUGACUCUGUACAUGGGCUCGCGCCACCGCGCCAAUGGAGUACCUGUACGGAGAGGAGCUCGAGGCCUACCACGCCGGCGGCCUACUGACCAAUCUGCGUCUGGCGUUCUCGCGUGACCAGAAGCAGAAGGUCUAUAUCCAGCACCUGAUGCGCGACGACUCGGAGCUGCUGGCUUCCCAGAUGCUCAAGGAGGACGGCAGCUUCUACCUAUGCGGCCCCACCUGGCCCACCGGCGAUGUCAAGGACGCCAUGGUCAGUGCCUUCACCAAGAUCGGCGGCGUCAAGCCCAGCGAGGCCAACAAGGUCAUCGAGGAGCUGAAGGAGCACGAGCGCUACAUUCUGGAGGUCUAC